AUGUCGGGUUCAAAGUUUCAAGAGGACAGCUCGGAUGGAGUCUUCCCGGAGAAGCUUGGAAGAGAUAUCGAAGGAGGUCCUGUUUUGGCCGGUUCCCUGAUCUCAGAUGAGGCAACAUUAUUUGCGAGUCCCUUGCCUAUCACCGGAAACAGAAAGACAACUACGAGGAAAGAGCUAUGGUCGUGGUACCUCUACUACGUCGGAAAUUCGGGUCUGGGCCCUUUCAAUUUUGCCAUCUCAGCCUGGCAGAACCUCUUGUACCUCCAAGGAUGGGAUCCCGCUUAUCCCCAAGGGACAGUUCCAUGUGGUAGUGGAGCCUGCAGUCUCACAGCCUAUGGACAAGUCCGGUCCAUCAAUUCCAUUGUUUUGAUCAGUAACGGUCUCUCAUUCGCCAUCCAGGCCGUGAUUUUCCUGUUUGUCGGGUCUUUUGCAGACUAUGGUAUCUGGAGACCUUGGAUCACCACCGUCUUUACGGUUCUAGGAUGGGCAGUCAGCUUUGCGUGGCUCGGAGUGGAGCAACCUUCUCAAUGGCAAGCCGGAACGGCGUUGUACAUUAUCGGCUUGAUCAGUUACCAAGGUGCUUUGACGUUCUGGACAGCUGCCUUUCCCGGUCUUGCAAGAGAUUUGCCGGAGGUCAAGGCGAGCGAGGAGGCCCUGCAGAGGGGGGAGGUUGACCGUAAGACACACGACGAUGUCGACAUGUUGGCCAGGAAUCGUCUUGCCGACGUAUCAUUCUUCGUCUGUUCCAUUGGCGAGCUGGUCGUUUUGGCGAUUCUUGCUGGCAUCCUCGAGGCAAUCGUCAACCCAAAUGUCGCCGAUAGCAAUACUAAGGCUCUGAGUAUUGUUUGCGCAUACAGUGCCGGCGUGUGGAUCGUCUGCGCCGCGCCUUGGUUCCUGUGGGAGCAGUAUCGACCCGGAAAUCAGCUCCCUCCAAACACCAGCUAUCUCACUGUUGGUAUCAAGCAGAUCUAUCAUGCAUGUAGGUUAUGUCGACGACUCAAGCAGACAUUCUUGUAUCUCGGAGUCUACUUCUUCCUCGGCGACUGUCUGAACACUGUUGUGACUGUCAUCGCCACGCUGCAGAAUGAAGUCGUGUCCUAUGACACCAAAACACUCAAUUACCUCUUGAUAGACGGAAUCGCCGCCCAGGCCAUAGGUAUCGGCAUCUUCUGGCUCAUUCAGAAGAAGUGGACGAUCUCGACCAAAACGAUGCUCCUUGUCAACGCCUUCUUCAUUCUGAUGCUCUGUGCGUGGGGAUGCAUCGGCAUUACACAAACCAAAUUUGGCUUCCACAACGCCUGGGAGUUCUGGGCCUAUCAAGCCUUUUACGGGGUAUUCGUUUGCCCGUGGUAUGCUGUCUCGCAAGCCAUGAUUUCAGAAGUCGUUCCUAGAGGCAAAGAGUUCCUCUUCUUUGCCCUCUUCUCCAUCAUUGGCAAGACGUCAUCCUUCGUUGGACCAUUUGUCAGUUCGGCAAUCAUCGAGGACUCGGGUAAUGUCAACAUGCCCUUUACUUUCCUCCUUGGUCUCGGCGCCAUCUCGACAUUUGCACUCUUCUUCGUCAACGUGGACAAAAGUCGAAGGGAAUGCAGGCAGUACCUCGAGGACGAGGCUGUUAGGGUGUAUAAGCUUGCGAGGGAGCAAGCGAGCGCUCCGCCAGUGGAGGGCGGAAUAGAUGGGCUCAGGGCGUAA
Kockovaella imperatae is the source of this 1689-nucleotide messenger RNA. RefSeq names its product protein-vacuolar targeting-related protein. NCBI's taxonomy places the organism in Eukaryota, Fungi, Basidiomycota, Tremellomycetes, Tremellales, Cuniculitremaceae. The record is from RefSeq and is a predicted model, not a curated record. The transcript is spliced from 17 exons. The coding region runs from base 1 to 1689 and encodes 562 amino acids.